AUGGCGAUAUGCGCGAUCGCGACCAUGCACGCCGUCGUGCACCACGGCUACCACCCUCCUCUCCACGCCCCGCCACCGCGCCGGCUCGUCCGCGCCGCCGUCCGCGGCACGGCCGGCGCCACCGCUGCCACGGCGACGGAGCCAGACACGCUGUCGUCGGCGUUCUGGGACUACAACCUCCUUUUCCGGUCACAGCGCGCCGAGACGUCCGCCCCCGUGCAGCUCCGCGUCACCGAGGGCGCCAUCCCGCCGGACUUCCCGGCCGGCACCUACUACCUCGCCGGGCCCGGCAUGUUCUCCGACGACCACGGCUCCAUCGUCCACCCGCUCGACGGCCACGGCUACCUCCGCUCCUUCCGCUUCCACCCUGACGACGGCGUCCACUACGCCGCACGGUACGUGGAGACGGCGGCGAAGACGGAGGAGAAGGGGGACGGCGCGUCGUGGAGGUUCACGCACCGGGGCCCCUUCUCGGUGCUGCAGGGCGGGCACAGGGUGGGCAACGUGAAGGUGAUGAAGAACGUGGCCAACACCAGCGUGCUCUGGUGGGGCGGCCGGCUGCUCUGCCUCUGGGAGGGCGGCAUGCCGUACGAGCUCGACCCCAAGACGCUGGAGACCGUCGGCCCGUUCGACCUGCUCGCGCUAGGCGACCGCGCCGACGGGGCGUCCCCUGCGCGGCGCCGCCUGGGGCACCGCCGGCGGCCCUGGCUGGCGGAGGCCGGGCUCGACGUGGCCACCCGCCUGCUGCGCCCCGUUCUCAGUGGCGUGUUCAGCAUGCCGCCCAAGCGGCUGCUGGCGCACUACAAGGUCGACCCCAAGCGCAACCGGCUGCUCAUGGUGGCCUGCAACGCCGAGGACAUGCUCCUCCCGCGGGCCAACUUCACUUUCUACGAGUUCGACGCGGGCUUCAGGCUGGUGCAGAGGCGGGAGUUCGUCCUGCCGGCGCACCUCAUGAUCCACGACUGGGCCUUCACCGACUCCCACUACGUCGUCCUUGGCAACAGGAUCAGGCUCGACAUCCCGGGGUCGAUGCUGGCCAUGACGGGCACGCACCCCAUGAUCGCGGCGCUGGCGCUGGACCCGAGCAGCCGGACCACGCCGGUCUACCUGCUGCCGCGCUCCACGGAGGCCGUGGCCAGCGGCCGCGACUGGACCGUGCCCGUCGAGGCGCCGUCGCAGAUGUGGUCGCUGCACGUCGGCAACGCCUUCGAGGAGGACAACGGCCGCGGCGGCCUCGACCUGCACCUGCACAUGUCGGGCUGCUCCUACGACUGGUUCCAUUUCCACAGGAUGUUCGGUUACAACUGGAAGAACAAGAAGCUGGACCCUUCCUUCAUGAACGCCGUAAAGACCAAGGAAAUGCUGCCUCGCCUCGUGAAGGUGGCAAUUGAGCUCGACAAGAGAGGAGGAGCAUACCGGAGAUGCACCGUGAAGAGAUUGUCCGAUCAGUGGAACAGACCGGCAGACUUCCCCGCGAUAAAUCCAGGCUAUGCCAACAAGAGGAAUAGGUUCAUUUACGCGGGUGCUGCCUCCGGUUCUCGCAAACUACUCCCAUAUUUUCCGUUUGACAGUGUGGUGAAGGUCGAUGUCUCGAAUGGGUCAGCGAGGCGCUGGUCAUCCGAGGGGCGCAAGUUCGUCGGGGAGCCGAUCUUCAUCCCCACCGGCGGUGGGGAGGAGGAUCACGGCUAUGUUCUUCUUGUAGAGUAUGCAGUAUCCGAGGACAGAUGUAACCUGGUGGUGUUGGAUGCAAGAAAGAUAGGGAAAAGAGGCGCACUUGUGGCAAAACUUGAAGUGCCAAAGCACCUCACCUUCCCAAUGGGAUUCCAUGGGUUUUGGGCUGAUGAAUGAAUGGCAAAAAUCGCAGCCACCGACUCUGAAAAGCAAUUGUCAGGCGAUUUUGAUAGGAGCGUAAAAUAUAUGUAUAUCCUGAAGGAUCCCAUAUCCUGAUCCGUUCUUAUACAACAACCAUUCGUAGGAGCUUGCGAAAUCUUGCAUCACUGAUGAA
Molecule: messenger RNA, 2005 nt
Organism: Triticum dicoccoides
Lineage: Eukaryota; Viridiplantae; Streptophyta; Magnoliopsida; Poales; Poaceae
Product: carotenoid cleavage dioxygenase 7, chloroplastic-like
Exons: 7
Coding region: 1-1848 (615 amino acids)
Biological process (GO): carotene catabolic process
Cellular component (GO): chloroplast stroma
Molecular function (GO): 9-cis-epoxycarotenoid dioxygenase activity
Source: RefSeq, a predicted model, not a curated record